This is a messenger RNA of Vavraia culicis subsp. floridensis, 324 nucleotides long. RefSeq lists its product as uncharacterized. Lineage: Eukaryota; Fungi; Microsporidia; Pleistophoridae. The transcript has a single exon. The record is from RefSeq and is a predicted model, not a curated record. The coding region runs from base 1 to 324 and encodes 107 amino acids.
AUGCUCAAUUUCCGUAUUAUAUCCCUCGCCAAGGGAACUAAAUGGUACCUACUAUCAUUUUCAUUCAAAUAUUGUAGUAUAGCAAUGCUUGCUGUGCCUCUUCAACCAACUAUCAGCACCAUUCAUUCGUUUAAUAAAAACAAAUUUGCCUUCUACUCCGAUUGCAUCAUUUCUCAACAUAGCACCCUCUUUUCAUCAAAAGUACGUUUACUCAUGUUCUCAUACAACAACGCUCAAAUAACGAUGGCAAACUUGUUUACUGCUCCUGUUAUACCACUUGACUCGUUAUUUUCUGUGCACGUUCUUGCCAAUUUAUCGCUAUGA